AUGGAGGGGAGGAAAGCUCUUUGGCAAGAUUUAUUAGCUAUUAAAAGAAAUGUGUCAGGUCCCUGGCUAGUAGGAGGAGACUUUAAUGCUAUUCUUAAUGGUGAGGAGAAAAUAAGUGGUGUUCAAGUAUCAGAUGCAGAGGAUGCACAUACAAGAAUAUGGAGAAGAUUGGAUAGAAUGCUAGUGAAUGAAGAUUGGAUUUUUAAAUACACAUCAAGCCAGACUGAAUACUUGAUGCCCCUUUGCUCUGAUCACUCUCCAGGUAUGCUGACAAUUAGUGAUGAAAAAAUUUAUGGCAACAGGCCUUUCAAGUUUUUUGCUAUGUGGACUAAGCACCCAGAUUAUCUGUCAGUUGUCAGCUCAGUAUGGGAUCAACAUGUAUAG
This is a messenger RNA of Asparagus officinalis (garden asparagus), 384 nucleotides long. RefSeq lists its product as uncharacterized. The record is from RefSeq and is a predicted model, not a curated record. Lineage: Eukaryota; Viridiplantae; Streptophyta; Magnoliopsida; Asparagales; Asparagaceae. Gene Ontology annotation, molecular function: catalytic activity. The coding region runs from base 1 to 384 and encodes 127 amino acids. The transcript has 2 exons.